AUGGGAAUGCAACCGACCCCAGUUACUCGUACGAGUACAAGUUCGUCACUGCGUGGGAUGAUGAACACUCUCAAGUCAAAAGCCCAAGUCGAAGCUCGCGCUUUGGCAAAGACAGUGAAACAGUACCAAAAUGAGCACAGCCAUGGAGCCCAGUCUCAGAAUCAUGGUGGCCAAUACCAAUCUUAUGGAGCUGCGCCUGAUGGCAGUCCCUACGCGAGCCCAGGCGGGCAGACCUACCAGUAUAACCCCGGUGCACAACCCUCAACCCCUCAGGCUCAGUUUCAAGCUCCUUUGCAGCAGCCAACGACACAAACUUACCAGUAUCAAUAUCCAGGCGCAGUGCAGUCACCUAUCACUCAACCGACGGGCCCGUCAACCCCAGGAGGAUAUGCAUAUGGCGGGUCAUCCCAGCCGUUGCAAUCGAAUCCGGCCACUCCGGCGCAAAACCCUACAGGAGCGUAUUACUCGAGCACCGUAGAUGUUCAAAGCCAGCCGUAUGCUGCAACACCUGCUAGCCAAUAUCAGUAUAACCUCCCAGGUGCCUCUACUUUCCAGAGCCAAUACCCUGUCGCAGAUGCUGGUGCAUCAGCAUAUACAUAUCCACAAACAGGGUCUGCUCCUCCUGGACAACCUCCCUUGACGGAUCCAAAUCUCAACAUUGCCAGUUCGCCAUCUGUAGCCAAUGUUUCUUAUGGGUCCCAAUACCCAGACACGGGAGCGGCCGUCCCAAUCUCGCAAGGACAGCAGGACACGGCAGAGAGUGGUUAUGUGUACCCGGGCACUGCUGCCGCCUUACCUGGUCUACAGCCAAGUGUUCCCCCAACUGGCUACACAUAUCCCGGCACUGCUCCAACUUUAUCCGGACCACAGCAGGCUGUACCUGAGCAAGGUUACGGAUAUCCUGGCACUGCGGCUGCCUUGUCAGGGCCCCAGACAGGUGAACAUCUACUGGCGACUACAAAUGUGAUCACUCAGGAUCAGCAACAUCAACAGCAACAGCCCUUGGAGAACACUAGCGUCGAUAUCCAGCCGCCUCAUAUUCCUGCUCCGUCAGAUGGUGUCACUCAUCAGGUCAGCUCUAGGAUAGAAUCAACACUCCAGGAUGGGAAUGUUGCUAUUACUUCAGAUACGCCAGUUGUUGCUCCAAAGCCCAGUACCAGGAUCCAUGCCACCCUCCUUGAUCCUAGCCUAGCCGACAGCCCAGAAUCACCGCCUUCUGCUCCUCAAUCGAAUUCUAGAAUAGAGGCUGCACUUCAAGAACCGAUCUAUGCUCCUGGACCGAUCACUGCAGCCGCUGAAUCUCAGCCAAAUGCUAGAAUAAGUGACGCUCUUCAAGAAGAGCAGAAGCCCAACCCUGAUCCCAUAAUGACACCACCGACAGCACUGGAGAAUGGCUCUUCUGUUAGAGAACAACCCGCCACAUUGCCUCCACCUCAAACACAACAGACUGCCGAAAUAUUAGGCCCUUCCGUUUCUGCUGCUCCGGCUACCUUUUCGAUUAUGCCUUUGGGCGUGGAGGAAGUGAGACCUUUACAGGCAACCCAGUCUUUGCCACCCGCAACAGGAGAACAAACAUCAACCACCUCGCAAGAAACUCCAGGACCGGCACAGCAUCAUGUAUAUCCAGCUACCGCGGGGCCGGAACCUCUUGAUUUCUACGCUCCAGCGACUGUCCCUGGCCUCUCUCCAUAUGGACAAUUCAGCCCUGCCCCGCCUGUGGUUGAGCAGAACCCAAUGCCAAACCUGAAUGCCCCGGUGCAACCAACUCCUGUUGUCUCGGAGACAAUUCAGGACCAUGGGCUGCCGAAUUUACCCCCUGGUCCUCCGCCUGGCGCCCUGCCCGUCCAGGACUUCUACGCCCCUGCUAUGCCACCACCUCCUGGAGUAGGGCAGGCUUCCUUCUACGAAUUCCAGCCUCCUGCUCAACUUCCACCCCCUGGGCCUCCCGCAGAGGCACAGCCUGAGGCCUCUAGCUCUGGGGACAUAAGCUAUGUCAUCGAUGGCAUGGGUAAGCUGUCGGUCGUUAGGGGGACUGCUGUUGAGCCGUUCAGAGAUUUCCACAGCGCAGCCUAUACGAAAGACAGGACAUGGAUUGAGGAUGUCCCACGCCGGCUACCCCCUCAACUUUCCAAGGAUGGACAGCCAAACGAAGCCGUGUGGUUUUGUCCAGGCAAUACACACGAUAACGGCUACGUUGCGAACUGGUUUUACCUACCCAGCGCGCCUGAUUUCUUGAUCUGCACCCGGUGCUAUGCAACACAUCUAAAGAACACCAACUUGGCAUCUAGUUUUGAGAAGAAAAAGACGCACGGCGCGAGAUGCCGCUUUAACAUCCCCCGCAUAACCUCCGUACUCGUCCCGCAAUGUGUACAGACGGGAAGCGUUGAGCCCCUGGCAGAGUACAUGGCAAAGCGGAUUGGUAUCAAGGAUUGCGCUCUGAAGCAAGGGUUCACGGGAUCUGACGGGAUCAAGGUGUGGGUGAUCGGGAGAGAAACAAACGACAUCAUGAAGAACUUCAUUGCCUGCCAGGCAUGCUACGAGGAUCACGUUCUGGCAAGUAAUUAUGCUGGGGAAUUCAUUCCUAGGCAGGAGAAAUACCCCGAACCGCAGGCAGCGAGUUCGAAGUGGUUUUGCGACCUCAACGCCUUUGGUUAUUCGAGAAGGUCCUUUACCAUUUACUCGAGAAACAACGCCCCAUUCAUGGACUGGGCUACUAAAGCGACGAAAUUGUUCCAGCUUCCGGAUUGUGAAGCUGACCAGGGUGUGGAGUCAUCCAGUCGAGAAUGGGUUCGGCCAAAGGACCCAGUAGAGACGAUGGUCAUUUGUGAGAAAUGCUACUUUAAUGAGUUGUGCUGGACGACCCUAGAGGACGCUUUCGAAUACAUACCAAUAGAGAAGCCCGUCAGGGGUUCGGAGCGCAUGGAUUAUAUUUUCGGAAUCCGGGAAACCCAGGCAACAUCAUGGACAUGUGAUGCUCGUCUAUCUCAGAUGGAAAAUGUGCUGGCUGGAGCCCUCAUGCAACAGGACGCGGCUGUGUUCAGCAGAUGUGCUCGCACAGUCAUGUCGGGUCCCAAAUGCGUGCCCGAAGGUAUCGCCAAUGGGACCUGGUACACCCCCAAAGGCGGCCCGAGCAACUACAUGAUGUGCGCUGCCUGCUUCGCUGGGUUCUGCGACGCGUUCCUGGAAUGCGGCCACAUGUUCGAACUGAGCCCCCACAGCGGAUCUUCUGACACAAUCGUCUGCAGCUUCAACAGCGCCAGCCCACGGCGGUAUCAGUUCCUGUUUAGCAUGUACCAGGCGGCGCAGGAGGGCGUCUGGUCCAUUGCGCUGGACACGAUUCGGAACUAUAUCAACAUACCCGAGUGCCCGCGCAACAACCACGUCGCGAGUCGCAGAUGGUAUGGAUGGGGCGACUGUCUAAUCUGCCAAGACUGCUACCAGGAGGUGAUCAAGGACAUGAGGAAAGGUCUCCCAUUCGAGCUGGAGGAUCAGUUAGUGGCGGAGGAACGUAUGUGCUCCAUGUACUCCCCGCGCAUGCGUGAGAAGUUCAGUCUGGCAGUUGAGAAGGGCGAUUCUACGGAGCUUGUCGAAUACUCGCGGGUGCGCAUUCAGGUCUGGACACAGACCAUACCGCAGAUCAAGAUGCUGCGACAGAUGCAGGAGAUGCAGAUGAUGUCCGCCAUGUCAGCUGGCAUGGCCGGGCUAAUGUACCAGGGCGCAGGGGCCAUCCAGAGUAUUGGCGGAACGACUGACGGAUAUCUACAUGGUAACAGCAGUGUUGGAUGGCAUGACACGGAGAAUGGCGCAAUGAGUGGCCAGAAGUUUAAUGAGAUGAGCAGCGGGAUGAGUGCGGCGAACAGUGGAGGCAAUUGGGGGCAGAUCUUCAUGCUGCAGGCGCAAUGGGAGCGGUAUGAGUAG
This is a messenger RNA of Clonostachys solani, 3918 nucleotides long. NCBI's taxonomy places the organism in Eukaryota, Fungi, Ascomycota, Sordariomycetes, Hypocreales, Bionectriaceae. The record is from the annotation of a GenBank genome assembly.